AUGAACCACAGUGACGAAACUUCCAACGGGUUCCCCCAAGCGCAUGAAGAAGAUGACGACGAAGUCUAUCUGGAUGAAGAUGAAUUCCCAGCUGCGUCAGUAACUCUAUUAGAUGAGGAUCCCAUCAAAGCGAAGUUUGAGCGACAUAUCGAAGAUGCACGAGCACUAUCUAAUAACUUACAAAACUCUGAAUCAAGUGACAAGGCAAGCCAACAACUCAAAUUUGUCAACGACAGGUUCAGCGAAUGGCACAACACGACCGAGGAAGGGAAGAACUUUCUUCACUUUCUGGCAGACUACGAUCACAGAAUUCACAAACCACCCGUCAACCUCCAAUGGCUGAUGUGGCGAGCUAUUCGCAAACUUCCAGCGCAUCUACUUUGGUCACUGGACAACAAUAAGCGCAUUCCUCUGACGAGCGCGCUUUUGGCGAACAACUCUUUGUUCGGUUGGUCAGUAUGCUUGAAAAUAAAAGAUGCGACAUGUCAGGAGUAUCAUGCUCUGUUGCAGAAGAAAUAUGAGAAUUGGGACGGAAGCAGUGAGACUACUUGCUUACAUGCCGCUGCGACCUGCAUCUUUGACAAUGGAGUCAAGAGGACAGAGUUCUUCGGUAAAGUCUGUGGCUUUGUGCCCAGAGAUAUGUUCUUUGUCAGGGACACUAAACGUCGCACCGCUCUUCACCGUGCAGUCGAUUAUGAGUGCUGUUGCAAUAGUCAAGUCGAGGUAGUCAAGGAGUUGUUACGCUCGUGUUCCGACCUCUUGGAUGAACCUAUUCAGGAUCCAGAUGACUUCAAUCGCACUUUAUCAGUUUAUCAAUACCACCAUCAUACCAGAAAGAAGUUCCUCGAGAGUCGACGCAGACGUGCUCAGGAUCUUGCCAGCCAAGAGCCCGCAGCAGCAGCCCCAAAGAAAGCCGAGUCCAAACAGGAAAGAGGAGUAGAUCCAAAGAAGGAUGCAAAGAGAGUCGUGACAAGGACGGAAAAGUCAGGCUCGGAAAAGACAAGCAUGGGUCCUCCGCCAGCCGUGAAGCGGAGAGGUUCAAUCGCCGCAACUCCACAGGGCGCUACAACUCCUCUUCAAUCCCCGUCCUUAACGCCAAUAACUCGAGUCAAGACAGGAACGGCGACAGCAACGACUCGGACAGAGGUGGUUCAGAAACCUGCGUCCAAGGAGAAGGAGAUGGAAGAUGCAGCCAGAACGAUUAGCAACCUCCUGAAACUCGAGACUUUGCGUAAACUAAGUCCAGAGAAAGCAGCUGACAGUCUACGGCUACCAGAUGAUCCAGGCAAAGAGUUCUGGUUUGACUUUGGGCCACCCAACACAGUCAGCGAAGAUGACUUUAAGAAGUAUUUCGGCCAUUUACAGUUCGACACAGCGCUGCAGUACGUUGGAUUCCCAAGGGUUCGUCUCAAGGGUAAUAGAGAACAGCCGGAUGUAAGACAUCAAGGGAGAAAGGAUAUGACAUUCUUUUUUGACUGGCUGAGAGGGAAGUCCGUUACUCGAAUCAUCAAGGUUGUUGUCGAAGAUAUGGAGAAGCCUUCGCACAGUGAUGAGGCGAUCGAAGAGUGUUUGAAAGAUCUUGGUGUCGAAAUACUCGACUGGAGGCGUCUGGAUCUGGAUGCGCUCUCCCUUCGCAAGAUUGGGACUCACCUACGUGAGAUCCAUCUCCAAUGGAGUGGCAGUAACUCGACUCUCCGAGCAUGGUCCGAGAAGGAGGGCUUGGCCUCAAUACCUACACUGGAAGUCAUUCACUUAUUCCAGCAUGAAGGCCUUGAGUCUCGUGAGAGAACUAUAGAGAAUCUCAAUGCCUUUGAACGAAGAUUACACGAAUCUUGGCCCGAAGGAAGACCCAAGCCCCAAGUGAUCCCCCCAAAAACAGGUGGCGGCCGGCGGGUGGCACAAGUCCAAGUCCCCGACGCAAGACCUCAACCGCUAGAACGCUCAAUCGACCCUCAUAAAUGGAUGGAAUGCAUGGUGAGCUUCUCCAAGCGCUUCAAGCAGAUCAAAGCUCUCAGGGGUAAUAAUCCCUCUCUACCGCCAGUAGAAGUGGCCCUGAUCGAUGAUGGCGUCGAUAUCAUGCACCCUGACCUCAACGACACGAGGGAUCGCACGUUUCUAGGCCAAAGCUUUGAUCUCCAUGAUGGAGGCUCGACACCCCGCGUGCCGCCAUACUGGAGCUCACCUUCUGGCCACGGGACUUUAAUGGCGAGGCUUAUCCAUAAGAUCUGUCCCAGCGCUAUCAUCCAUGUUAUUAAGCUACAGACAUUUUGGUCGGGGAAUUCCAAGAAGCUUCAGAUCAAACCUGACAGUGCAGUAAAGGCUAUUAACUACGCCGCGAAGAGAGGGUCCCAGAUUAUUUGCAUGUCAUGGACUAUCAAGCCUCCAGAAGAACCAUUGAGGAGCCAGUUCGACACGGCAAUCUUCAACGCCAUCGGCAAACAUGGCGUUCUUAUAUUCUGCGCGGCAAGUGACCAAGGACAGUCCGCUGACGUUAGUUAUCCGCACGCAAGCAGCCACCACUGCUUCAGAAUCGGCGCGGCAAAAGCCACCGGCAACAUAGUCGACACAGUGGGCGAUUCCCAAACUGUAGAUUUCAUCUUUCCCGGCCACGAAGUUGUGAUCGACGGCAACGAAACCAAAACUCAGCUGGAAAAAUUCGACGCUCACUCCGGUAGCUCUGUUGCCAACGGUCUAGCAGCAGGACUAGCAGCUCUCGUCAUCGAGUGCGUGAGGUUGGGCGCCUUGUACACCAGAGAGUACAGAAAGCUAGAGCCCAAGGUUGCUAUUAACUACAGCCAUAUUUCUAUCGAUGAAGAGGAUUUGAAGAAGAUACGGAGUCGCGCACAGAUGGCGUAUGCGUUGAAUUGGAUUGGGACUAAUCAGAACACGAAUAAUAAGUAUAUAGAGGUUUGGCAUACAUUUAGCGGAGUUGCAGAGAAGUUGUCGAGGAGUGAGGGUGUUUCACUUGAACAGCUGGAACAUAUUGCAACGCUUGCUGGGUUCUUUCUGAAGAAGGGGAUGUAG
Molecule: messenger RNA, 3024 nt
Organism: Fusarium redolens
Lineage: Eukaryota; Fungi; Ascomycota; Sordariomycetes; Hypocreales; Nectriaceae
Exons: 6
Coding region: 1-3024 (1007 amino acids)
Biological process (GO): proteolysis
Molecular function (GO): serine-type endopeptidase activity
Source: RefSeq, a predicted model, not a curated record